AUGGUGCAUCACAAGGACUGCCCGAAAAACUUCAGGUCGAUGAGAGAUAUGAAGAUGACGAUUGAGACCACAGGGUUCCCAGCGAAUCCUCACAAAGUGUUGUUUCAUCUUAUCUUCGACGCCUUCCGUGGGAGAAGAUCGCAAGGACUGACCAAAACGCAAAUCCAAGCCCGAAUCCAGAGAACGUACAACUGCAAGCUGGGACCGAAGUUCGAGCAGCAGCUGCAUAAAUCGCUCAGAAGGCUAGUCCGCAGUAAACGCCUCGAGAAAUCCGGCUACAAAUACAAAGUCAUCAGGAGCCCGCCCAGAAGCCGACUUUGGAAACUGAAAAACUCACUGCCCACCCCUUGUAGGUGCUCUGGUCUCCCCAGAAAACUCGGAGGCCGUAGCAAUACCGGCAGCUUAUGCCCCAAAAGAUAUCGCCACUCUAAGAACUGCACAUGUUGCAAUAGGAGGAGGAGUCCAGAUCGACGGGACAAGAGGGACAAGGGCCUUUUUGCGGCCCUUGUCCGCAAAAAGAGAAGGGAUGGCAGCAAAGAGAGAAGGGAGGGCAGCAAAAAGAGAAGGAAGAUCAGGAGGAGUAAAAGUCCACGACGAGGUUGCGGUUGCGGUAAGCGCCGGCCACGCAGUCGAGGUCGAGGAGAUCGAAGCCCAGAUCGCAGUGGGAGUCGUAGGCGACCUCCUCGUAGGCGACCUCCUAGUAGGCGACCUCCUAAUAGCGGCGGUCGCCGGAAACCCAAACCCAAACCCAAACCCAGACCCAGACCCAAACCUCAACCUCCAUCGAAACCCAAACCUCAAACUGCAUCGAUAAAGAGAUUGAAGAUUUCGCAGCCUGUCAUUAUCGGUAAUCAAAUCAUGACCGCUUUCGGAAACCGGUCGGGAUGUCGGAGUCAUAGACACGCUCCUAGACCUAGACCUGGACCUGGAUCGCGAAAGAGACGGCCAGGCGGCGGGGGCGGGGGCGGGGGCAGGAGGGCGUUACGAUGCGUAUCCACGGGGCGCGGGCGAUCGCCCUACAGAGGAACCCUCAAAACGAAGUCCACAACGAAGUCCACAACCAGAAGAGUCGUCUCUCGCUCGGUGCAAAGCGUCCUGACGGCGGCGGGCCUCGGCCGGCGAGGGCCGUCGGGCGAGUCGAGCUUGGGCAUGGGCACGGCGAGCCUCGCGAGGCUCGCCGUGCCCAUUCCCACGCUCGACGCCAAGCGCAGGGUGUUCCGAGCCGGGCGAAUUCCGCCCGCCGAAGCGCCGGACGGCGAACCUUUCAGAGGGCGUAGUCCCUCGAGACGGUCGUCGUAUCCGUAUCGGAGCUCCAGCGUGCCCGCCGUUGCGUCGCGGUCCAAGAGCCCGAGUCUGGCUCCGUCGAGCCGCAGCGCGUUCCCGUAUUUGCCCUCGCUCAAGCCCAUCAAGCCUGCGAUCCGACUGUCUGCUCCCCAAUCGCCGACCCGAACGGGCGAUUUGACGCCUAAAUCCAUGAAUCUGCCGCCCAUUCCCACGCUCGACGCCAAGCGCAGGGUGUUCCGAGUCGGGCGCCGCCGCCGAAGCGCCGGAGCGCCGGACGGCGAACCUUUGAGAGGGCGAAGUCCGUCGAGACGGUCGUCGCAUCCGCAUCGGAGCUCUAGCGUGCCUGCCGUUGCGUCGCGGUCCAGGAGCCCGAGUCUGGCUCCGUCGAGCCGCAGCGCGUUCCCGUAUUUGCCCUCGCUCAAGCCCAUCAAGCCUGCGAUCCGACUGUCUGCUCCCCAAUCGCCGACCGGAACGGGCGAAUUGACGCCCAACUCCAUGAAUCUGCCGCCCAUUCCCACGCUCGACGCCAAGCGCAGGGUGUUCCGAGUCGGGCACCGCCGCCGAAGCGCCGGAGCGCCGGACGGCGAACCUUUGAGAGGGCGCAGUCCGUCGAGACGGUCGUCGCAUCCGCAUCGGAGCUCCAGCGUGACCGCCGUUGCGUCGCGGUCCAGGAGCCAGAGUCUGGCUCCAUCGAGCCGCAGCGCGUUACCGUAUUUGCCCUCGCUCAAGCCCAUCAAGCCUGCGAUCCGACUGUCUGCUCCCCAAUCGCCGACCGGAACGGGCGAAUUGACGCCUAGGUCCUUGUUCAAAUUCCUGACCCAGUAAUUUUGCAGUCGUGUGCUCUUUCGUAGCAUCAUUUGCAAAUAUUACAGUUUUGCAUAUCCAAGUUGCUCGUACGUACGUUAUUUGCUAAAGAGUAGACUCAUUGGCAGUACCUGGUGAGUUUUUAGAGGCGUAGAGAAGAAGAUUAGGUCGUUUUCGCAUGCCUGAUGUGAAAACAAACAUUCUUUAUAGAACGACUUUUUUGUUCAUCGGAAAUUCAGCGGAAUCUGUUGUUGG
Molecule: messenger RNA, 2343 nt
Organism: Marchantia polymorpha subsp. ruderalis
Lineage: Eukaryota; Viridiplantae; Streptophyta; Marchantiopsida; Marchantiales; Marchantiaceae
Source: the annotation of a GenBank genome assembly